CUACCACAGGAUUUGCUAUAUCUGACAUCACUCCCAUCACCCUGCAACCCACGAUCCUGCCACCUCUCUGCUCCCCAAGACACACAGACAGCCGCGGAUAUGGCUCUGUGGUGAUGACAAACACAUCGCUCUUCUCCCCACGACAACACCCAUCCCUCCGCACCCCCACAACGUGCAUUGUCCUGCACCUGACUGAAGCACACGUUGCCCGGGGCAGAAGCUCCCCACCCUCCCCAUUUCCCUGACCUCGGUGAGUCACGGGGCCGUUGGAGCAGGAGCUUCUGUGCGAGUGAACUGGCAGCCCACUGGAAAAGGGCUCCCAUGGGCAGUGGUGUUACCCUCUGCUUCGAUACCGGCGGUAGUUGGUGAGUGAGAGCCGCGCGUUUGCUGCCAUGCCCGAGCCGGCCAAGUCCGCCCCCGCGCCCAAGAAGGGCUCCAAGAAAGCCGUCACCAAGACGCAGAAGAAGGGCGACAAGAAGCGCAAGAAGAGCCGCAAGGAGAGCUACUCGAUCUAUGUGUACAAGGUGCUGAAGCAGGUGCACCCCGACACGGGCAUCUCGUCCAAGGCCAUGGGCAUCAUGAACUCCUUCGUCAACGACAUCUUUGAGCGCAUCGCCGGCGAGGCCUCGCGCCUGGCGCACUACAACAAGCGCUCCACCAUCACCUCGCGGGAGAUCCAGACGGCCGUGCGGCUCCUGCUGCCCGGCGAGCUGGCCAAGCACGCCGUCUCCGAGGGCACCAAGGCCGUCACCAAGUACACCAGCUCCAAGUAGAGCGUCUCCUGGAUCCUCAGUUCUAACCCAAAGGCUCCUUUAAGAGU
This is a messenger RNA of Harpia harpyja (harpy eagle), 820 nucleotides long. RefSeq names its product histone H2B 1/2/3/4/6. Gene Ontology annotation, molecular function: protein heterodimerization activity; structural constituent of chromatin; DNA binding. The transcript has a single exon. The record is from RefSeq and is a predicted model, not a curated record. The coding region runs from base 393 to 773 and encodes 126 amino acids. Lineage: Eukaryota; Metazoa; Chordata; Aves; Accipitriformes; Accipitridae. Gene Ontology annotation, cellular component: nucleosome.